Capsicum annuum is the source of this 620-nucleotide messenger RNA. RefSeq names its product 2S seed storage albumin protein. The record is from RefSeq and is a predicted model, not a curated record. Bases 56 to 490 code for a protein of 144 amino acids. Gene Ontology annotation, molecular function: nutrient reservoir activity. The transcript is spliced from 2 exons. NCBI's taxonomy places the organism in Eukaryota, Viridiplantae, Streptophyta, Magnoliopsida, Solanales, Solanaceae.
AUUCAAAUCUUCAUUAAUUAAAAAAUAAUAAUAAUAAUAAUCUAGAGUUUUCAACAUGGCUAGAGUAAUGAUCCUUGGAGCCAUUUCUUUAGCCAUUCUUUUCAUGGCAGCUACAGUUUCUUCCUCUCGUUUCACCAUCACCAUUGCUGAAGAGGCUGAGAACCCCCAAUCACCACGUUGCCAGCAGCAAUUUCAGCAGGCAAAGCAGCUGCGUUCAUGCCGGCAGAUACUAAGGCAGAGGGUCCAAUCUGAGGAAGGAGAGGACCAAAUUAGCCAGCGUGAAGCACAAAAAUGCUGCAAACAGCUUGAACGUAUGCAAGAUCCACAGUGCCGUUGUGAGGGACUAAGCCAAGUGGUUCAACAAGAGGAGCAGAGUGGACAGAUUCAGGGAAGACAAAUGCAGCAAAUGGUUCAGAGUGCACAGGAGUUGCCUGGUUUAUGUCAACUUACCCCACAGAGAUGUGAAAUCCAAACUCGUACCUUGUUUUAAUUUGCAUGAGUAUAUAUAUGCAAAUUAAUUAUGUACUAGUAAAAAGAUCUAGUUUGUUGUAAACUUGAUCCUGGUAAUAUUAUAAUAAAUUAGUCUCACCUUUUAGUGGUGUGAUUUUGCUGUCGUUUCA